UCUGGGAUCGCGGAAGAGUAAUGGCGCCGCUGGCCUAGCGGGGACCGUGGCGGGCUCAGAGUAUUUAAAAUGACUACUGCAGCCAGACCAACGUUUGAACCCGCAAGAGGAGGGAGAGGAAAAGGAGAAGGCGACUUAAGUCAGCUCUCCAAACAAUAUUCAAGCAGAGAUCUUCCUUCUCAUACUAAGAUCAAAUACAGGCAAACCACCCAGGAUGCCCCCGAGGAGGUGCGCAACCGUGACUUCAGGAGGGAGCUGGAGGAGAGGGAGCGGGUCGUUGCCAGAGAGAAGAACCGAGACAGGCCAGCGCGAGAACACACAACCUCCUCCUCGGUGUCUAAGAAACCCCGAUUAGAUCAGAUUCCCGCAGCUAACCUGGAUGCAGAUGAUCCAUUAACAGACGAGGAAGACGAGGAUGAGGACUACGAGGAAGAGAGCGACGACGACACGGCAGCCCUGUUAGCUGAGCUUGAAAAGAUCAAAAAGGAGCGGGCUGAAGAACAAGCCCGAAAGGAACAAGAGCAGAAAGCUGAAGAGGAGAGGAUACGGAUGGAGAACAUCCUGAGUGGCAACCCGCUGCUGAAUCUUACCGGUCCGGUCCAGCCACUGGCACACUUCAAAGUGAAGAGGAGAUGGGAUGAUGAUGUCGUUUUCAAGAAUUGCGCGAAGGGUGUCGAUGAGAUGAAAAAAGACAAAAGAUUUGUCAACGAUACGCUGCGGUCAGAAUUUCACAAAAAGUUCAUGGAAAAAUACAUCAAGUAAUACAUGCUUUGCUUUCGUUUGAAGAGUCCUGUGUUUGUCGGUAGGCCGGACAGAGCGAGUCUCUUCCCACCUGAGA
Euleptes europaea (tarantolino) is the source of this 838-nucleotide messenger RNA. RefSeq names its product CWC15 spliceosome associated protein homolog (gene CWC15). Bases 70 to 762 code for a protein of 230 amino acids. Gene Ontology annotation, molecular function: RNA binding. The transcript has 7 exons. Lineage: Eukaryota; Metazoa; Chordata; Lepidosauria; Squamata; Sphaerodactylidae. The record is from RefSeq and is a predicted model, not a curated record. Gene Ontology annotation, cellular component: catalytic step 2 spliceosome. Gene Ontology annotation, biological process: mRNA cis splicing, via spliceosome.